GGCUUCUUAAAGGUCUGCGCAUUUAAGGGACGUUUGAAAGGAAUCCGCGAACGGGGGCAUUCCGUGUAGAGAUUGCAAGCAUGUCGCUUCUUAGGAUGCACCGCCUAGUCCGCGUUCUACCGGCAAUAAGAUUUCCACGAUGCGCGGUACGGAGUUUUCAUGCCACUGUAGUGGGACGAUACAAUUACGACCGGGAUAUAUAUGGGUUUCGGACGCCGAGGGUAUUUGAAAUGCCUGAUUAUACGAAUGAAGAAAAGCAAAAUAGGAAUGCACAAGCCAAUCUUGUUCGUCUUGUACACAUGUAUCGUGUUCAUGGGCAUCGGGUUGCCAAUCUUGAUCCCUUGGGAUUAACGCCUGCCGAUCAUGUGUUUCAAUUGGAUCCCACCCGAUACGGCUUAUCGGAAGGAACGUAUACAUUAGAAGGAAUCCUCCACAUGGAUAAGCAGCAAGCGAGUUUGCAAGAGAUUAUGACACAUUUGCGAAACGUUUACUGUGGGAGGAUUGGAUUUGAGUUUACGCACAUUCCGAAUUUAAGUGAACGGAAAUGGUUUGCGACGCUCGUCGAGUCAGAUCCGGUCAAACCGUUAACAGAUGGGGACAAGAAACGGAUUUUCGAAUUGUUGACCAAAUCAGAGGUCUUUGAUCAUUUCAUGGCAAAAAGGUUUCCGCAGGUGAAGCGAUACGGAUUAGAGGGUGCCGAGAGUAUGAUGAUUGUUCUCGACGCUUUGUUCAAGGAAGCCAACUAUGCCGGAAUACGCGAUAUUGUCCUCUGCAUGCCCCAUCGAGGCCGUCUUAACCUCUUGACAGACCUACUGAAAUAUAACCCGACAGCCUUGUUUCAUAAAGUGAAGGGGAACGCAGAGUUUCCGGAUGAUAUCCCAGGGUGUGGGGAUGUACUGUCGCAUUUAGCUACUUCGGUGGACUUGUCGUAUGGCGCGAAACAUCCUGUUCAUGUAUCCAUGUUGCAUAACCCGUCUCAUUUGGAGGCAGCCAACCCCGUCGCUCUCGGCAAAGCCCGGGCAAAGCAAAUGUACUUGUAUGAAAGCGGCUCGGAAACGGAUUGCUACAUUGGGGAUCGUGUCAUGUGUAUUCAGAUGCAUGGGGAUGCUGCAUUUUGUGGGCAGGGAGUCGUAACCGAAACGCUAGGUCUAGCCAACCUCCCGCAUUUCACGGCAGGAGGAUCCGUGCACGUCAUUGUUAAUAACCAGAUUGGAUACACGACACCCGCCAUGAACGCUCGAUCCAGUUACUAUAGCUCGGAUGUAGCGAAAAUGAUUUCAUGUCCGGUUAUUCAUGUCAAUGGGGAUUUCCCCGAGGAUGUGGCAAGGGCAACGGCCAUAGCAUUUGAAUACAGAAACAAGUUUCGCAAAGAUGUUAUUAUUGAUUUAAUUGCGUACCGUCGGAUGGGACACAAUGAGUUGGAUGAGCCUGCAUUUACACAACCAUCCAUGUACGCCAACAUUCGAGGCCGAAAGAGUGUUCCGAGACUCUAUGAAGAGAAGUUGAUGAACGACAAGGUAUUAGGCGAUAAACAAGAAAUCGAAACCCUUCGUACAAAGUAUUUCGAGCAAUUAGAUCGGCAUUUAGAAGACAGUUAUUCGUUCACGCCUACGGCGGAUACAUUGAAAGGUAAAUGGUCCGGGAUGACUAUUCCACGGCAAGUCAUCAGCGCACCGCAGACGGGUGUUGAUGUGGAGGUUUUGAAAGAAGUUGGGCAAAAGUCUGUUCAGACUCCUUCUGGAACGGUCGUGCAUCCGCGUAUCCAAAAAUACCAUGUAGAUACUCGGCUACGGAAAUUGGAAGACGGGAAGGGGUUGGAUUGGGCUACGGGCGAGGCACUUGCUUUUGGGAGUCUGUUAUUGGAAGGUUUCCCUGUCCGGAUAUCAGGCCAAGAUGUCGGCCGCGGAACCUUUUCCCAACGGCAUGUAAUGCUCGUUGACCAAAACACUGAACGGACAACCAUACCCUUAAACACCCUUUCAUCCUCCAAACUCGAGAUCGCCAACUCAUCACUCAGCGAAUUCGCAGUCAUGGGAUUCGAAUACGGCAUGAGUAUUGAAACGCCCCGUCGGCUCUGUAUUUGGGAAGCCCAGUUUGGGGAUUUCUUUAAUGGGGCGCAGAUUGUUGUUGAUACGUUUUUGGGGAGUGGGGAAGCUAAAUGGUUGAGACAGUCUGGGUUGGUGCUCUUGUUGCCACAUGGAUUGGAAGGGGGAGGUCCUGAGCAUAGUAGUGCGAGGGUCGAGAGAUUUUUGCAGUUGUGCGAUGAAGGAUUCGAUGGCCCAACGGAAAACAUCAAUAUGCAUGUCGCGAAUCCUACGACACCAGCGCAGUACUUUCACCUCCUCCGUCGACAGCUACACCGUCCCUACCGCAAACCCCUCAUCCUCGCCACACCCAAAUCCCUCCUCAGACAUCCACUCGCGACAUCGACAUUGGCCGAUAUGGCACCCGGCACGACAUUCCACCCCGUCCUCCCCGACCCUACUGCUGUGAACCCCAAACGUGUCGUGUUUGUUUCGGGGAGGAUUUAUUAUGAUUUGAUUAAAGAGCGUGCGCAACGAGGGUUGGAGGGUGCUGUGGCGUUUGUAAGGGUUGAAGAGGUUUGUCCGGUGCCCUGGAGCGAGUUGCGGAGUGUUGUGGACGGGUAUGCCGGUGUUACAGAUUGGUAUUGGCUCCAAGAAGAACCCCAAAAUCAGGGUGCAUACACAUUUAUGGAACCAAGGUUGAACAAUGUGUUGCCAAAAGGGCAUUCGUUGAAAUAUCAUGGCCGUCCACCCUCAGCCGUCCCAGCAACAGGUAUUGGAAAGCGGUACAAGGCAGAACAAGAACGUGUCAUCAAAGGUGUUUUUGACGGGUUGUAGAAAAGCCUAAGUACAAAAGAGCUACAAGUAGAUUCUCCCCAUCCCUGAUAAAAUACACACGCAUACACAUACAGACGUUUACAAAAAAAAACACAUCUUAAACACCCAAGAAAAGUCUAGCUGCAGUCAUAAAAUGGGACAAAACCUGGU
Spizellomyces punctatus DAOM BR117 is the source of this 3011-nucleotide messenger RNA. RefSeq names its product oxoglutarate dehydrogenase (succinyl-transferring), E1 component. NCBI's taxonomy places the organism in Eukaryota, Fungi, Chytridiomycota, Chytridiomycetes, Spizellomycetales, Spizellomycetaceae. Gene Ontology annotation, biological process: tricarboxylic acid cycle. Bases 81 to 2861 code for a protein of 926 amino acids. The record is from RefSeq and is a predicted model, not a curated record. The transcript is spliced from 22 exons. Gene Ontology annotation, molecular function: thiamine pyrophosphate binding; oxoglutarate dehydrogenase (succinyl-transferring) activity.